AUCAGUAUAAGACGCCACAUCUGCACGCCACUUCUCCGUUUUGAUUUUGAUUUUGAUUUGAAGAAUGAUGGAAGAUUUUGAGUUUGGCCUACAAAUGACAGUUCUUGUUUGCUCUGCUGCCUUUUAACCUCAACGUUCUCUGUUGAAAUUCAUUUUCUAUAUUCAACGCACACAAACCCUAACGCCUCUUUUGUUUGUUUCAACUUGCAAGGGAUUCUUAAUUGAUUUCUCUUCGACGAAGAAGAUAUUGGCCAAAACUAGUUUUUCUAAAGUACGUUGUUGGAGUUCAACAGAUUUGUGAUGGAUUUUGAUGAAUAUGAGUAUUUAGAGAAAACAGUUGAAAAUCCUGAACUUGAGAAAGAGAAGCAAGCAGCUAAUGGUGGGGAUAGAACUGUGAAAUCUGAAGAGAGAGGCCGUAAUAGGCCUUCCAAGCAUAAGGCUGGUGAUAAGGAUGAUGAUGUCCGUCACCAUUCCAAGAAUUCAAAAUGGGCAGAUGGUUCUCGUGAUUAUGACAAAGAAAGAGGCUCAUCUCGUCAUCAUCGUUCGCAGUCAAGAGAUGGAGACAAGGAGAAGGAUCAGCACAGAAGCUCUGGGGGCAAUAGGGAUAGGAAGAGAGAUAGGGACAGAGACAAUGGGGACAAGUAUGGAAGAGAGAGAGACAGCAACCGGGACCUGGUCCACAAUCAUGACCGCGACCAUGAAAGAGACAGAAGGGAACGUGGGAGUGUGAGUGAAAGGGAAAGGGAGAAAGAGCGCUUGCGGCGAAGCAGAAGUAGAUCCGAAAGGCAUCAAAGUGAUCUCGGCGACAGAGAUAGAGUGGCAAGUCGUGACAGGGACUUUGGAGAUAGAGAAAGAAGCCGGGAUAAGGAUUACAUAGAUAGAGAAAGGGUGAGGGAAUCAAAAGAACGAGAAAGUGAAAGCAGAUUUUCAGUGAAGCAUGUUGCAAAGGAUGGGGCUAGCUGUGGACAGUGAGGAUCACGACUCGAGUAUUUCAAGCUAGUUUCUAAGUUUAGAAAUUUAUGAGAUUUAAAUAAAUGCAUAAGACAUAUUUCCUUUAUUUAAAUUUUAGUCUUUGGUUUUAUUU
This is a messenger RNA of Gastrolobium bilobum, 1084 nucleotides long. RefSeq lists its product as uncharacterized. The transcript has 3 exons. Lineage: Eukaryota; Viridiplantae; Streptophyta; Magnoliopsida; Fabales; Fabaceae. The record is from RefSeq and is a predicted model, not a curated record. Bases 301 to 972 code for a protein of 223 amino acids.